Messenger RNA from Stegastes partitus (bicolor damselfish), 1917 nucleotides. Its product is annotated as cGMP-dependent protein kinase 1-like. The transcript is spliced from 20 exons. NCBI's taxonomy places the organism in Eukaryota, Metazoa, Chordata, Actinopteri, Pomacentridae. The record is from RefSeq and is a predicted model, not a curated record. The coding region runs from base 1 to 1917 and encodes 638 amino acids. Gene Ontology annotation, biological process: protein phosphorylation. Gene Ontology annotation, molecular function: ATP binding; cGMP-dependent protein kinase activity.
AUGGUUGUUCUGAGGGAUGUUUUUGUCGGCACAGGGUCGUCGGUUCCGGCUCCGGCGGCUCCAGACGAGCCUCUGAGAACCAAACGUCAGGCGAUCUCAGCAGAACCGUCGGCUCUGGACCCGUCCCAGCUGACCGACGUCACGCUGACCAGCUACUGCAAGAGCAAAGAGUCCAGUGAACUGAUCCAACGAGCUCUGAUGGACAACGACUUCAUGAAGCACCUGGAGCACGGACAGAUCCUCACCAUCAUGGACUGCAUGCGUCCCACCAGCCUGACCAAAGGCUGCUGCGUGAUCCAGGAGGGCGACGACGGGUCCACGGUCUACGUCCUGGAGGAGGGGAUGGUGGAAGUGACCAAACAGGGCAAGAAGCUCUGCAGCAUCGGUCCGGGGAAGGUGUUCGGAGAGCUGGCCAUCCUGUACAACUGCACCAGGACGGCCACGGUCACAGCUCUGACCGACAUCAAGCUGUGGGCGAUCGACCGACAGGGCUUCCAGACCAUCAUGAUGAGAACUGGUCUCAUCAAACACUCCCAGUACACAGACUUCCUCCGCAGCGUUCCGUCCUUCCAGUCGCUGGCUGAAGACGUUCUCAGUAAACUGGCCGACGCCUUGGAGGAGACUCACUACAGCGACGGCAACUACAUCAUCCGCCAGGGCGCCACCGGAGACACCUUCUUCAUCAUCAGCGAAGGACAGGUGAAAGUCUCUCAGCAGAUCUCAGCCAAUGACGAGGAGGCGGCCGUGAAGACUCUUUCUAAAGGAGACUGGUUUGGAGAACAGGCUCUGAAAGGUGAGGACGUUCGUACAGCGAGCGUCACGGCCGUGGGCGACGUCACCUGUCUGGUCAUCGACAGAGAGUCCUUCAAACAGCUGAUCGGCGGUCUGGAUGACGGCAGCAACAAGCAGUGCGACAGCGACGAGGUCAAGGCCAAACGUCAGGCAGAAGCAGAUUUCUUCUCCAGCGUUUCUCUCAGCGACUUCAACAUCAUCUCCACUCUGGGGAUGGGAGGCUUCAGCCGGGUGGAGCUGGUCCAGCUGAAGAGCGAUCCGAACCGCUCGUUCGCCCUCAAAGUGCUGAAGAAGCGUCACAUCAUGGACACCAGCCAGCAGGGUCACAUCCUGUCAGAGCGCCGCAUCAUGAUGGAGGCUCACAACCCCUUCAUCAUCAGGUUGUAUCGUACGUUCAGAGACUCCAAGUAUCUGUACAUGCUGCUGGAGGUUUGUCUCGGAGGAGAACUGUGGUCGCUGCUGCGAGACAGAGGUUCGUUCGAUGACAGCACCACCCGGUUCUACACCGGCUGCGUCAUCGAAGCUCUGGCCCUCCUGCACUCCAGAGGAAUCAUCUACAGGGACCUCAAACCCGAGAACAUCAUCCUGGACCACAGAGGAUACGCCAAGCUGGUGGACUUUGGCUUUGCGAAGAAGGUCGGUUUGGGGAAGAAGACGUGGACGUUCUGCGGGACUCCUGAGUACGUGGCUCCUGAGAUCAUCCUGAACAAAGGCCACGACAGCUCGGCCGACUGCUGGUCUCUGGGAAUACUGGUGUUCGAGCUGCUGAGUGGGAGCCCUCCGUUUUCAGGCUCCGACCCGAUGAUGACCUACAACAUCAUCCUGAGAGGCAUCGACAUGAUCGAGUUCCCCAAGAAGAUCACCAAGAGCGCCGCCAACCUCAUCAAGCGCCUGUGCAGGGACAACCCUUCGGAGAGGCUCGGGAACCAGAAGAACGGCGUGAAGGACAUCCAGAAGCACAAGUGGUUCGAGGGUUUCAACUGGGACGGACUCCGACACGGAACCAUCGACCCGCCGUUCACGCCCACGGUGGACGGACCGGUGGACAGCAGCAACUUCGACUACUUCCCCGAAGACACGGAGGAGCCUCCCGACGAGGAGUCCGGAUGGGACCUGGAGUUCUGA